Selaginella moellendorffii is the source of this 2449-nucleotide messenger RNA. RefSeq names its product probable protein phosphatase 2C 32. Gene Ontology annotation, molecular function: protein serine/threonine phosphatase activity; cation binding. The coding region runs from base 1191 to 2351 and encodes 386 amino acids. Gene Ontology annotation, biological process: protein dephosphorylation. The transcript has 5 exons. The record is from RefSeq and is a predicted model, not a curated record. Lineage: Eukaryota; Viridiplantae; Streptophyta; Lycopodiopsida; Selaginellales; Selaginellaceae.
GCUUUGAUGGAGAAAGGUUGGAUGACGCCAGUGCUUGGAACGAGGACUGGGACUGUGAGACUGAGACUCCGAGAAGACUUGUCUGGAAGGUUUGACGAGCUAGAGCAUGCAUGGAACGGCACAGGGACAGGGCUUGGAAAAGCUUGGAUUUUGGUGAACAGGCAUACAGGGCUGGAAGGAUGGAAAGUUUUGUGGAGGCUGAAGUUUGGAUUUUGAUGCGACUGAGGUUGGAUAUGCUAUAGGACUGGCACAGGCACAGGGAUGAAAGGAUGGAAGGUUUUGUGGAGGAUCUCUUUUUCUCUGGAAGAAAGGAAGUUUGGAUUUUGAUGGGACUGAGGUGGAAGUGGUGAUGGAAAGCUUUGGGAAUAGUGGCGAAACGUGUAGAGCUUGAUCAUCGGGCAUCUCUCGCACUCACGCGAAAAGUUGGGAGGUUUUUUGGAAGUUCUUUCUACCUGGGAAAGCUUUUAUAGUCGCUGGAAAAGUCUGGACUUGAGAAGAGAUCUACUUUGAAGUCGUUUAUAUUGAAAGCUACGCAGAGCGAAGAAGAUGGACUCUGGAAAGUCCAGUCGUGGCGGUGAAAUUGUAAAUGAAUUUGGUGGCUGUGCUGUGCGGCCGGAUUAUAUAUCUUUAGCCGGGUCAAUCGCGCGCCUGGCACAAGUUCUAGUCAGGCUUUGGUUCCGCGCAGCAAAGCCACAGGGAAAGCAGUGGAAUCGAAUCUAAUCCACGCCAGCGCCAGUGAACGGAUCGAUCGUUGGAAAGGAAUUUUCUCUCUUUAAGCCGAGCCGAGAGGAAGGAGGAGGAGUGAAUGGAUCCAAGGAAUUUUUUCUCUUAAGGUCGAGAAAAGGAGGAAGAAGAAGAAGAGCUACCGUUGCGUGUGUGAGAGAGAGAGAGAGAGGGAGAGAGAGAGAGGGAGAGAGAGAGGGAGAAGUUUUCGUGGAAGACCCGCACGAACGAACGAAUCGCCGCUAGUAAAGCCCGGUCAAUGUGAGAGGAGAGGUGGUCGCGAUUUUAACUCUUCGUCUCUCGUGUGGGCGACUUUGCGCGAGAGAAAAGAGUGGGAAGAGAGGAAAAAAGGGCGAGAGACUCUUUCCGGGGGCGCUGGAAGUGGCGAGGCUCGAUCUUGGUUUCCUGGGCUGGAAGGAGUGAUCGAUAAUCGAUCGCUGGUGUUCCUCGCCAAUUGCGAUCGAUCGAUGAUCAUGGCGGUAGCGGCGACUUGCCCAUCGCCCACGCGAUUGCUGUGCUCGCUGGCAUCGUCGCCGGGCAAAUUCGCGUCGCCCUCUUCGCCGCUCUCGCCCAGGUCGUCGGCGGCGGCGGUGGUCAAGGAAGAGCUGCUCAUCGCGUCGAUCGGAGGCGGCGGCGACGGCGAUCCGGGGAUGAAAUCGCCCGCGCCGCCGGCGAGCUUGCUCAAGAGGAAGCGGCCGCCCAGGCUCGCCAUUCCCGCGUCGGAGAGGGAAUCUUCCACGGCGGAGGAGUGCGUGGACGACGAAUAUUCCGACCUCACGCACGCUGGCCAUGGCUAUGGCGUCGCGUGUAAGAAGGGGCGGCGCCAGAUCAUGGAGGACAGCUUCACGGCACUGCCCAAGCAGGGAUUCUUUGGCGUCUUCGAUGGCCAUGGCGGGCGCGCGGCGGCGAGAUUCGCAGCGCGCAAUCUCCUGGACAACAUCGUCAAGGCGGCUUGCCCUACCGACGAGGCCGGCGCGAUGCAAAUCGGUGCGCAGGAGAUCCGGAUGGGAUACCACACCACGGAUGACGAGUUCUUGCGCCAGGGUUCUAGCAGUGGCGCGAGCUGCGUCUCGGCGCUAAUUGCCCGGAACGAGCUCAUCGUCGCCAAUGCGGGGGAUUGCCGGGCGCUGCUCGUGAAAUCCGGCGGCGCGGCCAUCCAGCUCACGCAGGAUCAUCGAUUCAGCUCCGAGUCGGAGCGCCGGAGAGUAGAAAGUCUCGGUGGAAUCGUGGAUCGCUACACGGGGACGUGGAGGGUCCAGGGCGUGCUGGCAGUGUCGAGAGGAAUUGGAGACAUACAUUUGAAGGAAUUCAUCUCGUGCGAUCCACACGUGGUGAGCUUGCCGCUGACCAGCGACUGCGAGUUCCUCAUCUUGGCGUCCGAUGGACUCUGGGACCUGGUGUCAAACCAGGAAGCCGCGGAGUGCGCAUUGUUGGCCCUCAAGGUGGGAGCGAAGCGUGAAUCGAUCCAACUAGAUUCUCGUGGUGCUGCUUCAACUCCCGGAUUGUCGAGCUUAGGUGCUGCGUGCCGACGAUUGGUAGACCUGACACUCAAGCGAGGGUGCCUCGACGAUGUGACCGUCAUGAUCGUGGAGCUUGGGAAGUUCUCUACACCAGAGCGAAGCUCCUGACUGGAAACCUGACGACGAAGCUGGAAAUUUGUACAUUCAUUCUUUUUGUUUUCUCAUAACUUGACUGUAAUGUAAAUUCAAUGAAUUUCUAGAGCUUA